GGCCUUAAAUAAACAGAUAGGUCAUUCGAGUAACUCCGCGAGACAACUAGUGGAAAGGAGGAGGGAAACUAAAAACCAAAACCAUCAACUGAGAGUGAGAGCAAAACCAAGACGAUUUCUUUCCAAAAAAUUCCCGAAUUUCGAAUCACAUCAAGCUUCAAAACUUCUAUGCGACAAUUUUCGGGUUAGCUCAAGCUUUUUUAGGUUGUGAUUAGUAAUGGGGGAAGGAGAGACAGUUACUGUUGAGGUACCUGGGAAUGGAAUUGGUCAGGCUGAGAAGCCAGACGAAGGUGCGGUCGAAAAGAAGGAGAUAGUUGGUGACGAUAUGGUGGCGGUUAAAGAUAAGGGGGAGGAGGGUGUAACUGCGGGUGAUGAGAAGACGACGGCAGUUUCUGAAGUUGUUGAGGAAUCCGGAAAUGGAAUUGAGCAGACUGAGGAUGCAAAGAAAGACGAAGGGGAGAACGGGGUGAAGGAUUUGGAAGAUGACGGUAAGGUUGAGAAUGAGGAGAAAGAGUGUGUUAAAGAUGUAGAAGAAGGUGAUAAGAAAGAAGAGAAUAGAGACGAAGAAGUCGAGGGGGAGAAGCAAGUUGUGGAGGCGGCUGAUGGGGAGAGUGAUGCAAAGGAUGAGGAAAAGGGGAAAGAAGACGAGGAAAAACAAGAUGUGAAGGCUGAGGAUGAAGCUGAUGCAACAGGAGAUGAAAGUAAACAAGAAGGACAGGAUAAAACAGCCGACGUUUUGGAAGUCGUCGAAGAAACUGAUAAGGAGGAAAAGGUCAAAGAAGCAGACCAGAUACAACCUGUGGAAGACAAAAAAAUUGAUGAAACACCACAGAAUAGUAAAGAAGAGGAAGAAGAAAAAAGUGCUGAAGUAUCAAAGCUGGAUGAAAAAAAAGAUGAUGAGGAGGAAAAGAACAAAGACGAUGAACAGAUACAAGCUCUAAAAGAUGGAUACAAUGAUAGUAAAGAAGAAGAACAGGAAAAACCGUCUGUAGUUCCGAAGGUAGAUGAUAGUACAGAAGAGAAACAGGAAAAACCGGCUGUAGUUCCGCAGGUAGAUGAUAGUACAGAAGAGAAACAGGAAAAACCGGCUGCAGUUCCGAAGGUCGACGAAGAAAACGACAAGGAAGAAAAAAAGGAGCAAGUAGAACAAGAACAAGCCGUGAAACCUGAUGAAGGAAAUGAUGAAACAGAAGAUAACAGUAAAGAAGAAAAACAUGACAAAGCAGCUGAAGUUGUAAAGGCUGAUGAAGAAGCACGGAUAAACAAAGAAAAAGACAAAGAAGCAGAACUGGUUGAAGCAGCUAAAACAACAAAGUCCGACGGAGAAAAUGAUGCCGCAGAAGAAAAAAGUGAAAAGGAAGAACAGGGAGAAGCAACUGAAGUUGUGGCUCCUGUCAAAGAAAAUGCUACAUUAGAGGAGAAGGAAAGUGAGAAGGCUGGCAAAACGGCUGAGGUAAGCAAUAAGGAGGAAGAAAAUCCAAAAGUAGCUGUGGAGGUAAAACAGCCAAAGAAGCGUGUACGAGAGAAGCGAUCUGGAGGGAAAGCCGAAGUGGAGAAACUAGAGGCGGGUGAGACAAAGACUAAGGAACCAGUGACACCGGUCGCCUUUUCUACCGACCGUCCUGUACGUGAGCGGAAGUCUGUUGAGAGGCUCGUUGCCACUGUUGAACCCGAGCCAAUCAGAAAGUUCAGGGUAGAAAAGGGCCGUGGAACAGCACUGAAAGAUAUACCAAACGUGGCAAACCAGCUGAACAAACCAAAGGCUGAUGAGACAUUCAAAGCGCUUCAUUUAGCGCUCUUUGGAAGGCAUAUGAAGGCUUUCAAGAGUAACGUUUCCGAGUUCUCCGGUUUUCCAUGGCAUGAAAAUGAGGAGAAGCACAGAAGUAAGAUCAAAGAGAAGCUUGAUAAAUGUGUUGUGGAGAAACUUCUGGAGUUUUGUGACGUACUUGACAUACAAGCCCCAAAAAGAACCCGAACAAGAAAGGACGAAUUAGUGGCAGAACUUCUGAACUUUCUAGCAGCUCCGCGUGCGACAACUGAUGUUGUACCGGAAGAAGAAGAGCAGUUAAGUUCAGCUAUAAAGCGUAAAAGGGGUUCCGACUCAAUAGUACCGGUAUCUGGGAGCACAACCGCAAAGCGGUCAGCAAGAAAAAGAAGAAAGACCGUUGAUACUGUUAAAGAUGAGGAGAAGAAGAGUUCACUUGAAAAAGAAGAAGAUUCUGAAGAAGACAGAGAAAAUGAGAAUGGGGUUCCUGAUGCAUCUGACGACGAGGUUGCUGAGCAUUCUCAAAGCAAGGAUGAGGACAAUGACACGAAAGAAGAGGUGGAAGAGCCUACACAAGGUUCAGUCAAAUCAUCUGAGAAAGGAGCUUCUAGAAAAUCUGCAUCAAAGAAAACCCCAACAACACUUAAGGGAACUGAGCAUUCUAAAAGCAGGGAUGAGGACAAUGAUUCAGAAGAAGAAGCAGAAAAGCCUAAGCAAAGUUCAGUUAAAUCAUCGGCGAAAAAAGAAGCUUCUCGAAAAUCUGAAUCGAAGAAAACCUCGACAACCAAGGUUGCCGGGCAUUCUCAAAGCAAGCACGAGGAUGGUGAUUCAGAAGAAGAAGCGGAAGAGCCUAAGCAAGCUUCUGUAAAGUCAUCAGGGAAGAAAGAAGCUUCUCGAAAAUCUGAAUCUAAGAAAACCCCGCCAACUAAGGUUGCCCAGCCUUCUCAAAGCAAGCACCAGGACAACGAUUCUGAAGAAGAAGCGGAAGAGCCUAAGCAAGCUUCAGUGAAGUCAUCAGGGAAGAAAGAAGCUUCUCGAAAAUCUGAAUCAAAGAAAACCACAGCACCUAAAAAUCUAACUACUGUGAGUUCACCUAAAAAACAGUCUAGCCAAUCAACAUCCAAGCACUCUAAGGUUGAAAGCAGUCGCACGCGAACUCCAGUGGCCUCCUCGAGGAAGGAAAAGGAUGUGGAAACAGCUAAAAGGAAGCGUUCAGCUCCUUCGAAAUCUGCCGCGAAUGUGACGACAAGCAAGGAGAAAGUUGGUAAAAAGUUGGUGAAAGGGAAAGAUGAACAGGAUAAGGGUUUAAAUCCCUCCGAAGAUGAAUUACGCUGCACUAUAGUUCAAAUUCUGGAUGAAGUUGAUUUUAACACGGCAACAUUCACGGACAUCGUCAAGAAACUUGCCACGCACUACGAUACGGAUUUUGCAUCUAGGAAGGAUGUACUAAAACGUAUAACCAAGGAAGAGUUGUCUAAAAUAGCCGACGAGGAGGAAGAAACUGAAACUGAGGACGAAGAUGACAGCGAAUCCGACAAGGAAGAUGCUCCUAAACCUGCUGCGAAAAGGAUGAAAACUUGAUCACUCCAGCAGAAGAAGGGAUGUAUUUAUUCUGUUUCUUAUCUGUGUUAUAUUAGUUAACUUAAGUGAUCACACACACUGUACCCAGUAUGGCGUAGGGAAAUUCAGAACAGUAUGGGUUUUGUUUUUUUGGUUUCACCUUGCAGAAUGAAAACAUGUUACUAGUAUUAGUGAAAGCUAGGAAUUAGUGAAAAAUGUUGAGACUGCUCCAUCUGCAUAAAUGGAAGUCGAUAUGAUGUUAUAUAGAUCUGUAACUAUUUCUUUUUGUAUCUAUCUGACCCUAAUUUUUUGCUAUA
Papaver somniferum (opium poppy) is the source of this 3642-nucleotide messenger RNA. RefSeq names its product glutamic acid-rich protein-like. The transcript is spliced from 12 exons. Gene Ontology annotation, biological process: chromatin organization; regulation of double-strand break repair. NCBI's taxonomy places the organism in Eukaryota, Viridiplantae, Streptophyta, Magnoliopsida, Ranunculales, Papaveraceae. Gene Ontology annotation, cellular component: nucleus. The record is from RefSeq and is a predicted model, not a curated record. Gene Ontology annotation, molecular function: DNA binding; histone binding. The coding region runs from base 218 to 3346 and encodes 1042 amino acids.